Molecule: messenger RNA, 2952 nt
Organism: Schistosoma turkestanicum
Lineage: Eukaryota; Metazoa; Platyhelminthes; Trematoda; Strigeidida; Schistosomatidae
Source: the annotation of a GenBank genome assembly
AUGCUCACUCUUCCAUCACAAGAAUUAUCUACUUCAAAUAAGAUGCCUUCAGAAUAUCUAACUGAUUAUAACAAAUCGAUCAAUCAGUCUGAUUGUCGUUCUCCUUGCACUUCAUCAUCAGCAACGUCAUCAUCGUUGUCAACAUCACCUCCUGUAUCUCAUGCCAUGUUUAACAACGAAUUAACAUUGAAUUCUGCAUUCAAAUCACAAAUUCAUUCAGAUCAAUAUAUCCGACAAAACAAUGAAAUCACUGUUCCUGAGGAUAGAACUUGUUACAAUAAUCAAAGUAAAAUGACAAUAUCUCAAUGUAAAUCAGAUCUAAGGAAUUCAACUCAACUCAACAACUGUAAUACUACAAAUCAUAAUGAUUAUCCUAUUGGUGUCUAUGAGAAACAAGAAUAUAAUUUUCAUUCUAAUAAUUUCUUGAACACUGAAAACAAGACACUUUGUUUCAGCUCUGUAUCAGAUUGUUUCAUUGACACCCAUCACCCUACCUGCCUAUCAUAUUCACUACAUAAUAAGUAUAAAAAUAAUUCCCCUGAAAAGACAAAUCAACGCCUCAAGCCAGAAACAGAAUUCAGUAAUCAGAAUAAUCUCUCAAUAGUUGAUUAUAGACGUCAGUUGUUUGAUAGUAAUCAUAAACAAAAUAGGACAGAGCAAAACAGUUCCUCUUCAUUGAAUUCUGAAGUUUUUACAACAACAUAUACUAGUUCACCGUUACUAGGUGUUAAUAAAGACUACCUUGAGAAUCGUGAUGCUAAUGAAGAUAUGAAUAAUUCUUUAUAUAAUUCUGGUAGAUCCAAUUAUUCUUUUGAAGAAAAUGAAAUGAGCGGAAUGUAUUCAGUUGAAAAUACAACUCUUAGAACAACAAUCCAAACGAAUUCAUUAUUAAAUCAACAUGGACAUAGAAAGACUAUGGUGAACUAUGCAGGAAUAAAUGUAAAAGAUACCAAUUUGUCAAUGAACCAUUUUCUUCCUAAGACUAGUCAAGAAUGCGUAAAAUGCGGUGAACAAAUCUACUCGAAUGGGAAACCCGACGGCACAGGUCAUUACUUUUGUAAUCGAUGUAAUCAGCAGGAGCAACAACAGCAGCAACAACAACAACAAGAACCACUUAGACAGAAUGGAUACGAGAGAAUAGAAAAUGCAAAAGCGUAUGAAGAUGGUGUUAAUUUUGAUGAUGAAGAUGAAGAGGAAGAAGAAGAAGAGGACGAAGACGACGACGACAACGAUGAAGAAGAAGAAGAUGGGCCUACAGAUUCGACAAAACUCUUUCUAACCGGUUGGACACCUAUAUCAAUAGCUAAAAAUCAUUCAAACACAAGUCUAACAUCUAAGGUUUCCAUGGAGAAUGAGGCCAAACCAUGCAUAACAUCGAACAGAACCAAUUGUUGUGAAAUAAAAGAGAAUAAUUCAUUAAUUAAUUAUGCAGUGAAUAAUGAAUCUAAUGAAAAUAAAUCAAAUUCAUUUGAACCAUUUAAUGAAUCUUCAAAUAAUCUAAUUCAUGGUUCGAAAUUUGUAUCGAAUACACCAUUUUCUUAUUCACCAUUAUCAUGUAGACGUGCUUUCCGUAGUGGUAUUGGAAAAACUGUUACAAAUAGAAAACCACAAACUAACAGAAGAAUUGGAUUGAUUUGUUCAAAUUGUGAAACCACGAAGACCACAUUAUGGAGACGUAAUAUUGAUGGAGAGCCGGUUUGCAACGCAUGUGGACUAUAUCAAAAAUUGCAUGGUAGAACUCGUCCAACAUCAAUGCGAAAGGAUGCAAUCCAAACAAGGAAAAGAAAAUCAAAGAAAAGAAAAGAUUAUAGCUUGACAGUAGCUGUUGCAGCAGCCGCUGCAGCUGCAGCGGCAUCAGUAGUAUCAGUGAAUACAUCGUCAUCUUCAACACCUGUCGUGCCGACAUUAACAAAUCCUUUUUAUUGGAGACCUUGUCUACCGACUGAAUUACGUCAACCAGAUAAAAUUUCAGUUUUUAAUCCUAAUUUGUUCUGUUCAAAUUCAACUGAUCCACAUUUAUUACCGAUGGCUGGAUCAUUUUCACGAUUUCAUCCAGAGCAAAUGCGAAAUAGAUAUUCUGACGAUUCAGUAUGUUCUCCUACAUCUGAUCAAUAUGACAAAUCAUUCAGUCAAUAUGAAAUGAUCAAUAAUAACAAAAGUAUCUUUGAUAAAAAAUCAGCCUACUCUAUAAACUUUUCAAAUCCAAUCAAUUCAGAGUCAAAUAAUUAUGCUGAUUAUGAGAAAUCGACACUAAAUAAGCAGAACUAUCAAGCUGAAUUAACUUAUCAGUUACAAAAGCAUUUUUCAAUACAAUCAAAUCAGUUAGAUAGUCAUUCCAGUACAUGUUUGAGUAAUGAUAACUUAUGCUUGUCUGAAUCUAUGAAUUAUCAACAGGUUCAUCGACAAGACCUUCAUCCACCAUUCUCAUCCUCUUUACCAUCAUCAAUAUCAUCGAAUCAUCGACAUUGUGGUUAUUCUACUUAUCAAGAAAAUGAACGAUAUAACCAUUAUUCGCAUUAUCAUGGACCUUUAAUGAGCAUACAGAAUAAUUUAUUAUUAAAGUCAUUAAAUGAAAAUGAAAAAAAUUCUCAUAUCAUAAAUGAACAUCAUGUCGAUCCUCUUACAACAACUUUAAAUAAUGACAACAGUAAUAGGCUAAAUGACUGCAGUAUACUUUCACCUUAUAGACUACACUUGCAUCAUCCAGAACAGCUUCGACAACAACCAAAUCUUUUUAAUCGAUCAUCAGAAAUAAAUCCGAGACCGCUAUCAUAUUUUCCAACACAAUGCACAAAUAACAAAAUUCUUUGGAAUAAAUCAUCGUCAUCAUCAUCCAACAACGAUAAUCAAGAAAGUUUAAAUCCCACUAACAAUAUGCACUUGUUAAAACAACAACAAGAACAAACUUAUGGGUCAAGUCGAUCAAUAAAUGAUUACUUGGAUCAAAUCUAG